Molecule: messenger RNA, 2764 nt
Organism: Penaeus indicus
Lineage: Eukaryota; Metazoa; Arthropoda; Malacostraca; Decapoda; Penaeidae
Exons: 6
Coding region: 26-1678 (550 amino acids)
Source: RefSeq, a predicted model, not a curated record
UGCCAUUCCCGAAAUACUGAAGAACAUGUUACUGGUAAUGGAGACAACUCAGGUCUUCCACACGGCUGAUGGCUUCACGCGCCUCUGGACCAUCACAUGGGACCGCAUUGACGCCUUCUUGCCUGAUUUUCGCCACCACAUCUUCAGGAGCCACCCCCCAUCUGAAAUCCAUAAGAUAGAAGUGGUCCCAGCAGAUGUCCCAGCCAAAGCGCCGCCAGCAGAAGCCACAGUGCCAAGUCCAGCAGUAAACGUUACAAACACAGCUGCUCCAACCGAAAUAGCCGGUGGGAACCCCAGUAACACUUACCCUGUGAACGUCAGCCCUGGUAUCCCAGAUCAACCUGCACAGAACACCACCAGUAGCUUGUCAUCCAGUCCUGCUACCAAAGAAGCUUAUGUUCCCCCAACUCUUCAGGAACAGGGAGCUGCAAGACUGUCCCUGAGUCAAGAAAGCUUACCCACCAGCUAUGGCACAGGGGUCAUACUGCAGCCGCCGUUGCCCACUCUCCUCCCUGUAUCCCCUCAGGGCUCACCCCCCGCAACUGAUCCUCAGUCUGCCGCCUCCCCUUUGUCUCCUCAGGUGCUGUCCACAACACCCUUGGCUAGUGGGAGUUUAGCCUCCAGCCCCAUCCCUCCAACUCUCCCUCAUCUGACACCCUCUCCUCUCCCACAUACAGUCUCUCUCCCUGAGCUAAAUGCGCAGAAUACAUUAAUGUUCACACCCAUGGCCAUUCAGAAAUCAGAGCCCCAAGCAGAGACUCCCUUCGCUUCUCCCAUGCUUCAGCAGCCCUCAGUGCCAUUGUUGAAUGUUAGCUGUAGUAGCAGUCCUGCUGAAAAUGCUGUAACUACUUCUCUCACGUCUCCUAUGCCAUCCUAUGACAUGCAAGGGCCGAGUCCCAUAACAAGCUUUAGCUCUGUUGAAAGUCCAUCGUAUCAGUGCAGUGAAAGACAAGGACUUUACCCAAGUGAUCAGGACUCAAGUAAUACACUGCAUAUGACAUCUGAUGUUCAGUUUUAUACUCCUUGUGGUAAUGCAGACCCAAGCCAAAGAGGGAGGACUGAGGAUAGUCAAUCCCCCGGAGAAUCAGGUGGAAGUAUACCUCUCUUUGAUCUGCCGGCUGCACCUAACAGUCAGACAAGCCCGUCUCCAGACACACAGACACCAAGACAACCCGAUGUUGACGGCACCCCUAAACCCCUUCCUGACAGCACCCCCAGCACCCAGGGCUCGCCACCCGAGACUUUGCCCCCCCAGACGGUGGGCUCCGUCUUCCCCCUCUCCAUCCCCUCCUUCCUCAAUCCCUUUUCCACGGAGGUUGAUGCCCGGCAGGAGGUCAGUUCCGCCACAAACAAUGCCCCUGUUGAGCCCACGAGUGCCCAUACCCCUGAACCCCGGGCACUAAAGGACUCGUUUCCCGCGUACCGUCCAGCAUCCAUACUCUUCAGCCAGUCAGCCGACGACAAGCUCUUCGUAGUGGACCCCAUGGCAUCUCCUGACCUCCCACAGGCGACAACAGCAAACGCGCCAGAUGGAAGCCUGGCAGAGAAGUCGGCAGCUGAAGUGAGCGAGGAGCAGAAAAAGCCCCCAGUGCCACUGCUCUUGACGAACUCGGCACUGCACCAGUCUCCUCUUACACUCUUGCCUCCUGGCGGUCCCAAGAAUCAGGAGGCUCUUUAGUGCAUUUCUGGUGCAGCAUUCCUAACAACCAUGGAAUUUUGAAUUUUCAAGAUGUAAUAGUUAUGGGUUUUCUUUUCGUAGCUGAAGGUGUACAGUUCUGGCGCGGACUGUGGCUCCUUUGCCAUUUACUACACAGAACUUCUUCAAGAAGUGAAUUCUUACAUGAGUUUAAUCAUGUGUACAGUUUGGUAGCUGUAUUAUUUGAACACAGAAACAGUGAAUGCAUACACACAAAAACAAAUACAUAAGCAAAGAAAUAUAUACAAAUUUACAGGCCAUAUGGAUACAAACAACCUUAACCAUACCCAAACAAACAAGUAUACACUUAUUAAUAAACAGGUACACUUGCUUACGGUAGGGACACACAGAUAGAUAUAUAAGCUAAUACUCACAUUUACAGACACUUACACAAUAUUUCUGCUCAUAUUUUAUUUUCAUUGUAAUAUGUUCCAUGAAAAUUAGAUGGUUUAAUUUCUUGGAAGGUUAAUAAGUAUAUAACUCUGGAAUGAAAGAUAAAUUUUUUUAGCCGAAAUGAAAUAAUCAAUAUGUAUUUAUUUAAUAUGUGUAGUUUCUAAGGGUUUUUAUCUCUUCUUCUUUCCUUUCUCUGAUUGAGACUUUGACAAGGUAUUUGAAUGUUUAAUGUAAAAUAUUUAUAAACAUUGUUAUUAAGGGGAUGGACAAUAUUACUGGCAUCACCAAUAUUUUUUAGGUGCAAUAGAGUUCUCAACAUUCUGUUUGUAGCCAUGUUAGCCCAUGAAAUAUAUAGAAGUUUAUAAUGGAUAGCGAUUUACAGUAUAUAGAUCUGUGAAGACCAUAGACGCCUGUGUAAAUAUGAUUUAUAGAGUUAAAGAUAACAUGAAUUUGGUUUCCUCAGUAAUAGGUAACAUUAUUUAUCACAGAGGAUUCCACUCCUUAUGUUGUGUACUGUAAAUAGGUACAUUUCUGUUCAUGAUAAUACAGUGUUGAUGAGAAUGUUAGCAGACAGAACAGCUGUGGAGAACUUUCAUACACUUACACUGGUAUGUUAACUUUGGAACUUUGUAAUGAUUACAGUAUUAGAUGACUAAAAUGCUGUGUGGUGUGUAU